Messenger RNA from Carcharodon carcharias (great white shark), 2639 nucleotides. Its product is annotated as inositol polyphosphate 1-phosphatase-like. Lineage: Eukaryota; Metazoa; Chordata; Chondrichthyes; Lamniformes; Lamnidae. Bases 475 to 1608 code for a protein of 377 amino acids. Gene Ontology annotation, molecular function: inositol-1,4-bisphosphate 1-phosphatase activity. The transcript has 6 exons. The record is from RefSeq and is a predicted model, not a curated record. Gene Ontology annotation, biological process: phosphatidylinositol phosphate biosynthetic process.
GCUAGCGCAGUGCCUGGACCUCCAGGAGCCGCUUUCGCACUCAACUCGAGGAUCUGAAGCUUGCGGGUGGGGGAGUUUAAGCUCCAAGCGCAGAUUCUCCGGCGGCUGAGCGUGGGAGCGAGACCUGGAGCUGCUAUACGGAGAACGGGCUGCAGACCCGCGACUAACGAUUCCGGGCCAAAGAUUAUAGUGGACAGCUUUAAAUUCUGGAUUGACAGCCUCCGGGGAAUCCCUGUCUCCCUCGGCCAGCUGCUGUAAGUUUUCGGAUCGUGUAUUGAGCUCGUGUAUUGUGCUUCUAUCGGUGGACUGCAGGUAAUGCAGAUGUAAUAGUGAUGUUCCUGGAGCAAUAAAAUAAGCCAGAGGCCUGGAUCAAUGUCCGACCCAAUCCCAUUUCGACAUUGAACUCUUAACUGAAGUGGUCCAGCAGGUCAGUCAGGGCAAUUAGAGUGCUUAAAAGAUUACCACAUCAUAGCAAUGGCCAAUAUCCUAACCGCCUUGAUUUGUGCUUCUGAGAAAUCAGCAAAUAUUGCUCGAGCUUGUAAACGAGAGGAGGCACUGUUCCAGCUUCUGAUCGAAGAGAAGAAAGGACCAGAUAAAAAUAAGAAAUUUGUACAAGACUUCAAGACUCUGGCAGAUGUCAUCAUUCAAGAAGUGAUUAAGAAUGACAUUGCAGAAAAGUUUCCAGAACUUGCACCGCACAUCGCUGGAGAGGAAUCCAAUAAGUUUGAAAAUGGUUUGGGUGAAACCAUUACUGUGAAAGUCUGCAAAACGGAGCAAGGGACAGCAGAAUUGCUGAGUAAAGUGCUAGAUGGGAAUCUGAAAGCUGCUGGGCUUUUGGCCAAGUGUAUUCACGAAGAUGUUCGCAUUGAUGGUCCAGACUUGCAAAAACUAACAAUAAGCAUCCCUAUUGACACCAUAGGGAUAUGGGUUGAUCCUAUUGAUUCAACUAAUCAGUACAUCAAGGGACAACUUGAAGAGAAAUUCAAAGAUGGUAUCCAUACAUAUGGUCUGAAAUCCGCUGCUGUUCUUAUCGGAGUCUUUGACAGAAACUCAGGACAGCCAAUCAUGGGAGUUAUUAACAUACCAUUUAAUGAAGUGGACCUCAAUUUAAGGUGGCAGGGGAAAUAUUACUGGGGUAUUUCCUACAAGGACAUCAAUAUCCACUCCGUAUCAAAGCAGAUACCUGUACGCAACCAACUCUCAAUUGUCAUGAGCUCAAGUGAGAAGGAAAGCAUCAAGAAGGCAUUAGCUCCUCUCUGUGGUGAACAAAUGUACUAUGCUUGUGGGGCAGGAUACAAGGGCUUGUGCACUAUCCUUGGUUUAGUAGAUGCCUACGUCUUCACAGAAGACACUACAUUUAAAUGGGAUACUUGUGCCCCUCAUGCCAUUUUAAAAUCUUUGGGAGGAGGGAUUGUGAACUUCACCAAAGCUCUGACUGAGCCAAAAGAUGGAGGGCCUAGCAGCUUUCCCGAGCUCCAGUACAAGAAACCUGAUGAAGGGGCAAAAGAAACAGAGAAGUGGGCCAACACAGGUGGCCUUAUAGCUUACAGGUCCAGAGAGCACUUAGAGGCCAUUAUUAAUGCACUCAGUUUAACUGUGGGCACUUAAGGUGGCAUUUCACUUCACACUACAACUAAGAGAACUUGUCUCAAGUGCCUUUUUUUUUAAAAAAAAACUCACUGUACUGUCCCUACCCCAUUUUUGAAAAGAUAAUUAGAUUUGAUAUACCAAAUUAUUUUAGAAUACAAACAAUAUACAGUAAAUCAGGUGUACACUGUUUCCUUGCUCCAUCAUCUUAAACUUGUGGACAUGAGAAAUAAAUUAUUGUACAAUAACUCAUCAGUCUAUUGCUAUUUUUAAAUAAAAUUAUUUGUAUAUGAUUUCAUUUUUCAAAUCACCAACAGAACAAUGAGAAGUUCUCGAGUAGUGAAAAUCUGGCCACUGCUGGCUCUACUCAUUCCAACAAAUCAAAAAAUACUCCCUUUGGUCUCUUGCCUGUAGGUCUGUCAAUGCAGUUAUACUUGGGCAAAAUAGUUAAUGGGUUGCCCAUAUACCAACAAUGCUACAUCUGUAUGCAUAUGCCAUGAAUUCACACAUAUAUUUUGGUUUCCAAUCUUUUUCCCCACCUCUCCCGAAGGCUCAUGUGGCCAUUUUUCAUGUGACUGUUGGCAGUUUGACCACGAGAUCAUAGUAGAGCCUAAAAAACGUUUAUAAAAUAUACUAUGCUUCAUGUAUGUGUACCACAUGUAGAUACACACACACACACCAAGUACGGAAACACUAAGUAGUGAUCAGGAGUUGGACCCCAGCUAAUUUCUCCGACUGCAUGGACAGCAAGGCCAACUGCAGUGUCUCUGCUUUAUUUUAUGGGAUGGGGUAUUUUAAUUCAACAAUUUAAUCUUUGUUCCUUUGAGUCAGUGUCAAUCAGUGGUGAAAAUGAAAUAUCUGCAAGGUGUUUUCACACAAUAACUAUGGCAAACGCUAAAAUGGAGCCUAUAAAUACAACCAAAACAAUCUGGAUCAGUUGCAAGGACUGAUUGCUGUCAAACUGACUUAUGAACUAUAUUAGCUAAUUUAUCAAAACAGAUUUAACUGUUGUACUGCCAUUUUUCAUGAAAUUAAAGAUUAGAUGCACAACA